AUGAGCGCGCCGACUGUUGGUUCUGCCGCAUCAUCGGCUGGGAAUGGUUACGCCAAGUAUCAAAUUCGGUCAUCGGGUAUACCACGAGUGUUAGCGACAGAAUCCGAAGUCUUCACUUUGGAUGAUCACGACGAAGAACGGAGACCAAAUGGUGACACUCACCAAAGUGAGGAAACUGAGAAAAGUCGUUUAUUUGACUGUCCGCUUGAUAGUGAUGACGAUAAAGAAGAAGCACACGAUGACAUUGUGAACAAUAUCCGUCAACAUAAUUUCACCAAUACUGGUUCCGUGAAAGAGAAGUCUCGAUUGACAGAUUCAUUUGACAUGGACGAUUCACAAUCUGACGAUCUGGAUUUGUUACCACCUCUUCCCGGUGCUCCAAGCACUAACCAAAGUUGGAUGAACAAGUUUCACUCGUUGAACUGUUGUAAUCCUAGGAUACCAAGCAAAUGUAGCAUAAUGUAG
This is a messenger RNA of Necator americanus (New World hookworm), 465 nucleotides long. RefSeq lists its product as uncharacterized. The coding region runs from base 1 to 465 and encodes 154 amino acids. The record is from RefSeq and is a predicted model, not a curated record. NCBI's taxonomy places the organism in Eukaryota, Metazoa, Nematoda, Chromadorea, Rhabditida, Ancylostomatidae. The transcript has 4 exons.